Molecule: messenger RNA, 3060 nt
Organism: Odobenus rosmarus divergens (Pacific walrus)
Lineage: Eukaryota; Metazoa; Chordata; Mammalia; Carnivora; Odobenidae
Gene: CD101
Product: CD101 molecule
Exons: 9
Coding region: 1-3060 (1019 amino acids)
Molecular function (GO): hydrolase activity, acting on carbon-nitrogen (but not peptide) bonds, in cyclic amides
Source: RefSeq, a predicted model, not a curated record
AUGGCACACAUCCCACAUUUGGCAUCUUUCUUUCUCUUUCUGACUAAGCUCAGCCUUGGCCAGAGAGAAGUGACCCUCCAGAAAGGACCGCUGUUUCGGGCUGCAGGCUACCCCAUCAGCAUUGGCUGCAAUGUCACUGGCCACCAGGGACCUGCUGAGCAGCAUUUCCAGUGGUCUGUUUACCUGCCCAAAGCCCCGACCCAAGAAGUCCAGAUUGUGAGCACCAAGGAUGCCACCUUCUCUUACGCGGUGUACGCACAGCGGGUGCGAAGCAGGGGGAUCUACGUGGAGAGGGUCCGGGGCAACUCAGUCUUCCUGCACAUCUCAGAGCUCCAGCCGAAGGAUUCUGGCGAGUAUGAGUGUCACACACCCAACACGGAUGAAAGAUACUAUGGCAAUUACAGUGCGAAGACUAGGCUAAUUGUUAUUCCAGAUACCCUCUCUGCCACCAUGAGUCCCCAGACUCUCCGUAAGGAGGAAGGCGAAUCAUUAGAACUUACCUGUGAAGCAUCCAAAGCCACAGCUCAGCAUACCCACCUCUCUGUCACCUGGUACCUGAUGCAGGAUGGAGAAAGAAACCAAACUACCAAGAUUAUUUCCCUCUCCAAAGAUUUCGUGGUGAUCCCUGGGCCCUCAUAUACAGAGAGGUUUGCGGCUGGUGACGUCCAGCUCAGCAAGCUUGGGGUCGCCACCUUCAGGCUGUCCAUAGGGAGGCUCCAGCCCUCAGAUCAAGGCCAGCUGUUCUGUGAGGCAACUGAAUGGAUUCAGGAUCCAGAUGAAACCUGGACUUUAAUCACAAGAAAGCGGACAGCUCAAACAGCUCUGAGGAUCCAACCAACAGUGAGAGAUUUGCAAGUCAACAUUUCAGCUGAGAGCACGUUUACUACAGGGAAAUCCUUAGAACUGGUCUGCCUGGUCGUAGGCAGUGGCCGGGACCCACAGCUUCAGGGCGUUUGGUUCUUCAAUGGUAAUGAGAUGGCCCGCAUGGAUGCUGGGGGUGUUCUGGACCUGAAGGGAGACUACAGACAGAGAGCAAGUCAAGGACAGCUCCAGGUUUCAAAGUUAACCCCCAAGGCUUUCUCUCUCAAGAUCUUCUCUGCGGGCCCCGAGGAUGAAGGCGCCUACAGAUGUGCUGUGGCGGAGAUGGCAAGAGCCCAGAUGGGCUCCUGGCAGGUGCUUCAGAGCAAGCAGUCACCAGACAGCCAUGUGCAUCUGAGGAAACCAGCAGCAAGAAAUGUGGUCUUAUCUACCAAGAACCAGCAGCAAGCUGUGUGGGAAGGAGAGGCAUUAACCCUUCUCUGCAAGGCAGAUGGGGCUGAGAGUCCCUUGUCUGUGGAAUGGUGGCAUCUUCCACAAGGCCAGAAGCAGCCAGAGUUGGUGGCUGGCAUGCAGCAGGAUGGCACCAUGCAGCUGGGGACCUCCUACAAGGAACUCAAUAACCAGGCCUCCACAAGGCUGGAGAAAAUGGACUGGGCUACCUUCCAGCUGGAGAUCAGCUCCACCAGCACCACAGACAGUGGCAUGUAUGAGUGCAGAGUGUCUGAGGGCACCCGGAACCAGGCCAGAGGGCGGAGCUGGACUCAGAAGUUGGCCGUCACUGUCAAAUCUCUGGAGUCGAGUUUAUGGGUUAAGCUGAUGAGCCGUCAACCCAAAGUGGAAUUAGCCGAGACCUUUGGCCUGUCCUGCAUAGUGGAGGCUGACUACGCCAACCUCAGGGUGCCACUCACCGUGACAUGGCAGUUCCAACCAGCAAGAUCUCAAGUCUUUCAUCCGCUUGUUCGAAUCACCCAUAAUGGCACUAUUGAGUGGGGGGAUUUCCUAUCUCAGUUCCAAAAGAAGACAAAAGUUUUACAGUCCUCGUUUCAUUCUCGACUCCUAAUUCAUGAUGCCACCGAGGAAGAAGCAGGAGUUUAUCAGUGUAAAGUAGAAGUUUACGUCAGAAAUUCCCUAUGCACAAGCGGCCCCGUGAGGGCUUCUGCCGUCUCUCACUCACUGAUGAUAGCCAUCACUUUACCAGAAAGCAAGCUACAAGUGAACUCAAGCAGUCAAGUCCAAGAGAUCCUCAUCAACUCCAACACCAACAUAGAAUGUAGCAUCUUGUCCCGGUCCACUGGAGACCUUCAAUUAGCUGUCAUUUGGUACUUCUCUCCCAGUUCCACUAAAGCAACCUGGCUGAAGAUCCUGCAAAUAGACAAAAACAAUGUUGUAAAAUAUGGGGAUGAAUUUCACACCCUACGGAGAAAACAAAAAUUCUACCCCGAAAAAGUUUCCCAAGACUUGUUUCAGCUACAUGUUUUGAACGUGGAAGACAGUGAUCAGGGCAAAUACCACUGCGCUGUGGAGGAAUGGCUCUUGUCUACAAAUGGCACUUGGCUCAAGCUUGGAGAAAAGAAGUCAGGUCUGACAGAAUUGAAACUCAGGUCCACAGGAAGUAAGGUGCGUGUUUCCAAAGGGUACAGAACAGAAAAUGCUACUGAGCACGGAGAAGUGGCCAUCCACUGCAGCCUGGAGAGUUCUGGCAGCUCAGCUUCCCUGUUCUCUGUGAUGUGGUACCAGAACAGGGAAAAUUCUGGAAGGAAGAUGCUGGUGCACUUGCAGCAUGAUGGCUUGUUGGAGUAUGGUGAAGAGGGGCUCAGGAGCCAUCUGCACUGUUACCGUUCAUCCCCUACAGACUUUGUCCUGAAGCUUCAUCGGGUAGAGAUGGAGGAUGCUGGGCUCUACUGGUGCAGGGUGACAGAGUGGCAGCUGCAUGGCAGUCCAAGCAAGUGGGUCAACCAAGCAUCAGAUGAGUCACAGCAUAUGGUGCUCACGGUGCUGCCUUCAGAGCCCACAUUUCCUUCCAGGAUCUGCUCAUCAACAUCUUUACUCUAUUUUCUAUUGGUCUUCCCCUGCAUUCUGUUGAUUCUUCUGUCCAUUUCCCUCCUCUGCUGGUACCACAAGGCCAGGAAGUUGUCAGCACUGAGUCUAAAAGCACAGAAUGAAAAGGCUCUCUGGGUGAACUUGAAAGGGACUGGUGACUGGACAACAAACCGGAGGGAAGAGGAAGAGGAAGACCAUUGA